Guillardia theta CCMP2712 is the source of this 1056-nucleotide messenger RNA. RefSeq lists its product as hypothetical. Gene Ontology annotation, biological process: tryptophanyl-tRNA aminoacylation. Gene Ontology annotation, molecular function: ATP binding; tryptophan-tRNA ligase activity. NCBI's taxonomy places the organism in Eukaryota, Cryptophyceae, Pyrenomonadales, Geminigeraceae. Gene Ontology annotation, cellular component: mitochondrion. The transcript is spliced from 7 exons. The coding region runs from base 1 to 1056 and encodes 351 amino acids. The record is from RefSeq and is a predicted model, not a curated record.
AUGUGUACGGCCACGACUGUGGACAGCACAGACGAGCAGAAGCAGGAGUCGUCUGUGAGGAAGAGAGUGCUGUCUGGCGUGCAGCCGACUGGAAAUCUACAUCUCGGAAACUAUCUGGGCGCUAUCAGGCAGUGGGUGAAGAACCAGGACGAGUAUGAGAACUACUUCUGUGUCGUCGACCUCCAUGCUAUCACAGCUCCGCACGUCCCCUCGGAGCUCCAGAAAUCCUCGCUGGACAUUGCUGCGCUCUACCUCGCUUCCGGCAUCGACCCCGCCAAGUCCAAAGUCUUCAUCCAGAGCCAUGUGCCGGCUCAUGCGGAGCUGUGCUGGCUGCUGAACUGCGUGACGCCGAUGAACUGGAUGGAGAAGAUGAUCCAGUACAAGGAAAAGGCGAAGAAGCAGGGAGAGUCUGUUUCCAUCGGCCUCUUCGACUACCCCAUCCUCAUGGCCGCAGACAUCUUGCUGUACCAGGCGCAGCUCGUGCCUGUCGGUGAAGACCAGAGGCAGCACUUGGAGCUCGCGCGAGACAUCGCGAGGAGGUUCAACGACCAGUACUGCAAGAAGAAGAGCAUGCCAGCCAAGGGGAGGAGAGUGUUCCGAGAGCCUGAGGCGUUGAUAGUCAAGGAAGGAGCUCGCGUCAUGAGCUUGCAGGACGGGACCUCCAAGAUGAGCAAGAGUGACCCAUCCGACCUCUCCCGCAUUAACUUGCUUGAUCCUCCUGAGGUGAUCGGAGGGAGAAUUGAGUGGGAUAACCCUGAACGACCUGAGUGCACCAACCUCCUAAACAUUUACCAGUCCGUCACCGGCAAGAGCAAAGAGGACAUCUUGUCGGAGGUUCAGCACAUGCAGUGGGGGCAGUUCAAGCCCCUGCUGAGCGAGGCUGUGAUCGCGCAUCUCGCGCCCAUCCAGGUGAAGUACAAGGACCUGAUGGAGGAUCAGACUUACCUCAAGCAAGUGCUCCUGGACGGUGCAAACUCAGCGGACUUGAUUGCUGGACAGACAUUAUCAUGGACGAAGAAUGCCAUGGGAUUUACAAGCAAAUCGGAUUUGAUGUGA